Molecule: messenger RNA, 1364 nt
Organism: Xenia sp. Carnegie-2017
Lineage: Eukaryota; Metazoa; Cnidaria; Anthozoa; Malacalcyonacea; Xeniidae
Exons: 6
Coding region: 449-1309 (286 amino acids)
Source: RefSeq, a predicted model, not a curated record
CUGUGAAUGAAACAAAGCGAGGAAUGAUAAUUGUUAAAAUUGAAAAUUACGUAGUUCGCCCACCCUGAAAACGUUGAUAAGUUAAAGAUCAAACCACAUUUGAUACACAUUAGGAUUUAGGAAUGAAAAUCUACUACAAUUUUCGUUCAUGCUUAUAUUCGAUCAGAGUUUGAUAAAGUCAACGCAAAAAUUGAAAGGACAACACAAAAAAAGGAAGAAAACGGAGGGUUGAAAUCAAGAGAAAGGUUGUUAUUGUUGUGUCAAUGUGACAAAUGACCACCUGAUGGAUAUGAUCCAGUGUAAUGACCCCAAGGCGCGAAACUUUAUAAGAUUAUUCAACUACAUAAUGAAAAUCAGGGUAAAACCACGAGAAGUUAAACUUGAAUCCUUACUUCAUUAGUAUUUUCUCUGCUAGCAUAAUUUUUGAUUUUGUAAAUAUGCAUUAAAGAUGACCUCUAAGCGAAAAUCUAAAAGGAAAGGGAGAAAAAAUGUUAAUUAUACUGAUAUGAGCUCCAAUUGUGAAAGUGAUGAUGAUUUUGAAGUUGAUUUUGAACCACAAACAAAGAAGGCGAAGCGUAAAGAGAAGGAAAUGAACAAAGAGAAAAAAGGCGAGAGAAGGCCUUCCGUCCGUGAAAAGUUGUACCAAAGAGAUAUAGAAAAGGCAAUUGAAAUGUCAUUAAUAAGUACACCUUGUGACAGAAAGGAUAAUGAUGUUGGACAAAAUGAAAGCAGUCAUAUCAAAAUAAACAUUGAAAGUAUUGAUGAUGAUGCACGCGACACCUGCGAUGCACGUGACACCUGCGAUGCACGUGACACCUGCGAUAAGAGUAGUGCUAAAGUGAACAAGAUUCAUGACAAUGAUGUCGAAAGUGAUUCCAAUGAAGAGAAAAUUGUGAACCUAAAGAACGGCAAGAAAAUGUCUGGUGGGAAUCAUAUGUUUUCCGAGUCAUCCGACUACAAAUGCACCCCUAUUGUUGGUACAAAGGAGAAAAAGUCAUCACCUAUAAAUUCUUCCAAAGAGAACGUUAAGCAUUUGAAAAAUGAAGGGAAAAUUUCCACAUUUUCUUGCGUUGGUACAAAGGAGAAAAAGUCAUCACCUAUAAAUUCUUCUAAAGACAGCGUUAAGCAUAUGAAAAAUGAGGGGACAAUCUCAAUAUUUUCUUCACCUAAACUGUUUACAAACAAAACUAGCGGUUCUUUUUGCAUUGGCGGUGUUAAAAUUAAGAAUUCAGGUCCGCCAUUACGUGUUGGGCUAUCAAGAAACCAUAAAGUAAAACCACUGCACAAUAAAGUUACGCUUUCACAAUAACAACUUACUUACACCAAAAUAUUUUAUCUAUGUUUUAAUAAAAUAUGUGAAAUGA